CCCAUAACUUAACUCCCUUUUUGAGCACCAUAGUCUCCAUAUUCAAAUGUCGGAAAGGGAAAGAUGGGUAGCAAUGAGUACGGAGCACGAAGCAUUGCAUCUCUUCUUCUUUACAUUUACAGUAACAGAGGUUUAUGCUUUAUAUAGGGCCCCACUUUCUUCUCCCUUGAACAUUCUUGGGUUUCCAUUUUUGGCUUUAAUCAAUGCCAAGCAACCUAACUUUUUGGCCACUCUCCACUCCUAAAUCUAUCUUCCCUUUUCACUAUUUACAAAGAAUCAAAUUCACUGUUUUUCUAUCUUUUUUCGUUUUCCCCAGGAGAUGAAGCCCUCCAAGUUUGUGACUUCUGUUGGUUCUAAAAGACGAAGAUCCUUUUCUAUAAAGUCCCUUCCUACUCUGGCUUUGCUCUGUGCCACGGUUUUCAUUGGCAGUGCAUUCGUUGUAACGGAUCAUGGGGAGAGUUUCUCACCACAGGGCAUACUAAAUAUUUUUCUGAGAACAAGAUCGAAGAAUUGCGAGGGGCAAUGUAAACCUAUUGGAACUGAAGGAUUGCCAAAGGGUAUUAUUUCGAGCACUUCUGACUUAGAAAUGCGACCACUGUGGGGUACACCAGUUAAGAAGAAAUCAAAUCUGAACUUGUUGGCCAUGGCUGUUGGUUUGAAGCAGAAGGAAAGUGUGGAUAAAAUCGUGAGGAAGUUUGUAGGAUACAAUUUUGUCGUGAUGCUUUUUCAUUAUGAUGGCAAUAUGGAUGACUGGAAGGACUUGGGGUGGAGUACCCGUGCAUUGCACAUUGUUGCUACCCAUCAAACUAAAUGGUGGUUUGCAAAGCGUUUCUUACAUCCUGAUAUUGUAUCUCAAUACUCGUACAUUUUCCUCUGGGAUGAAGACCUUGGAGUUGAAAAUUUCAGUGUACAACGCUAUUUAUAUGUCAUCAAGAAAGAAGGUCUAGAGAUAUCUCAACCUGCACUUGAUCCUGAUAAAUCAGAGGUUCAUCAUAAACUUACAGCUAGACAGAAGGGCGCACUUGUGCACAGGAGAAUCAACAAAGUCCUUCCCGGUGGGAGAAAGUGUGAUGAAAAUAGUACUGAACCUCCUUGCACAGGGUGGGUGGAGAUGAUGGCUCCAGUUUUCUCCCGAGCUGCAUGGCGCUGUGCAUGGUAUAUAAUCCAGAAUGACUUGGUUCAUGCCUGGGGUGUGGAUUUCCAGCUUGGUUACUGUGCUCAGGGAGAUAGAACCAGAAAAAUUGGCAUUGUUGAUUCUGACUAUGUUAUUCACUAUGGCCUUCCUACACUGGGGGGGACAUCACAGAACAAGACUGAUACUGAAGCCUCAACUCAGGCAGCUGAAAAAACCUCCUCGUUGGAUUCAUCGCAAGGGGAAACAUCAACGUCCGAGACAACAACUGAUGCAAGAAACUCAGUGCGGAAACAGUCAUUAACAGAUUUAGAGAGAUUCAAGAAUAGAUGGAAGAAAGCAGUGAAAGAUGACGAUUGCUGGAUCGAUCCAUUUCAGCGACCUAUGAAGAAGAAUUGCUGAUACAUACAAAGUACAGAUAUAUAUCUUUGAUCAAUACAAUCUUAUUCUUUUUAGUUGAAAUAUUAGAAGAUUUUGUAACAGAAGUAACACACUCCCAUGAUAAGCAUCAAUUUUCCAGACAGCUUAUUCUACUGCUGCAUAUAUAUCAGACAAGCAGAUGGAGGUUUUGCUUGAAUAUAGUUUAUACAAGGCCAAACAUGUAAAAUUGUAAUACCAUUAUACAUAUAUAUGAAUCCAAACAGAUUACAUAUACAUAUAUAUGAGAUGGGUGUUUUUUAUCC
Molecule: messenger RNA, 1815 nt
Organism: Spinacia oleracea (spinach)
Lineage: Eukaryota; Viridiplantae; Streptophyta; Magnoliopsida; Caryophyllales; Amaranthaceae
Exons: 15
Coding region: 320-1534 (404 amino acids)
Source: RefSeq, a predicted model, not a curated record